Molecule: messenger RNA, 816 nt
Organism: Ruditapes philippinarum (Manila clam)
Lineage: Eukaryota; Metazoa; Mollusca; Bivalvia; Venerida; Veneridae
Exons: 3
Coding region: 52-777 (241 amino acids)
Source: RefSeq, a predicted model, not a curated record
UUGUUGAGCAAAAGUUUAGUUUCUUCUUUAGCAUUUUAUUGUAGCGUUAACAUGAUUAAUAUAUGGAUAUUUUUGUUGACCAUGAGUAGCUUUGCAAAAAGUGUUGCUCUUCUUGAAAAAGAAUUAUUUAUAAAGGAUGUUUCGUUUUCAAACCUUUUAUGUCCGCUAGCUACCAUAGACCUUGGGCUGCAUAGUAGGGCCACAAAAUGUGCUUCCGCAUGUUCACAGAAACCCGCAUGCAGAAGUUUCUUCUAUAACAAACAUGACCAACUUUGUAAAGGAGCACCAGGAAUUUUAACAUCAACCGCAGGAUGUGCAUUGCAGUCUGGUACCUUAUAUUUUCAUACAACAGAUAUCACGACUACUACUUCUACUACAACGACGACCACCACAGUUCCGUCGAGCCAGUAUGGAAGGCCAUGCACGGGUGCCGCAGAUUGUACAAUAACUUACGGAAAGUGUCUACGAAGCACGUGCGAAUGUCAAGCAGGCUACAGUUAUAAAUCAUCCACCGAUUCUUGCGUCUCAAAUUGUGGAAACUAUGGCUCGACAUAUAGCGAAUAUCUUAACGUGGACUUGGCUGUUACUCAUUCUGGAGAGUAUCAUUUUACUUCUUUGGCACGAUGCCAUAAAUAUUGUUCUGAUACAAGCUCAUGUCGUGGCGUCAACUACAGUCCACUUUUCAACGGCGGGAUGUGUAGACUUAAAUCACGAUUAGACCCGACUUUAUUUGUGUCGUUUAAUGGCAUUAACUUUUAUACAAGAAAUUGUGCCUAGUUGCGAAUGAAUUAUUUCAAUGAAGUAGUUUAAACUCUG